GCCCCACGGGCGCACCCCGCCUGACGCACAGGAAGGCCGCUCGCUGCCGCCGGCGCCGGGCGCGGCAUAAAGCUGGCGGCGGGGCGGGGAGCGGGCAGGAGGCAGCAGCCGCCGCCGGCAGCAGGGCUCGGCCGGGACCCGCGGGCGCAGUAUGUCCCAAUGGAGUCAAGUUCAGCAACUGGAAAUAAAGUUUUUGGAGCAGGUAGACCAGUUCUAUGAUGAUAACUUCCCUAUGGAAAUCCGGCACUUACUAGCACAAUGGAUAGAAAGCCAAGAUUGGGAGGCUGCAUCCAACAAUGAAGCAAUGGCAACGAUCCUGUUGCAGAAUUUGCUGAUACAAGUGGAUGAACAGCUGGACCGGGUUUCACAGGAGAAGAAUCUUCUGUUAAUACACAACCUGAAAAGAAUCAGGAAGCUGCUGCAGGGCAAAUAUCAUGGCAAUCCCAUGCAUAUAGCAGUGAUCAUCUCAAACUGUUUAAGAGAAGAAAGAAGAAUAUUGGCUGCAGCUAGCAUGCCAGUACAGGGGCCGCUGGAAAAGUCUCUGCAGAACUCUGUGGUUUCAGAACGACAAAGAAAUGUAGAACACAAAGUUUCAGCCAUCAAGAACAGCGCUCAGAUGACUGACCAAGAUGUCAAAUACUUGGAAGACUUGCAAGAGGAAUUUGACUUCAGGUAUAAAACAAUACAAAGCUUAGAGCAGAGCGACAAAAACAGCGCCCUCAUUAAACAGGAAAUGUUGGCGUUGCAGGCGAUGCUCAAUACUUUAGACUACAAGAGAAAGGAAGUACUCAGUAAAAUAGGGCGUGUGAUUCAUGAAAUCGAUAUGCUUAUGAGCAACAUGCUGACUGAAGAGCUGCUGGACUGGAAGAGACGGCAGCAGAUUGCUUGUAUUGGGGGUCCUCUCCAUGGCGGGCUUGAUCAGCUCCAGAACUGUUUCACGCUGUUGGCAGAGAGUCUCUUUCAAGUCAGAAGGCAGCUAGAAAAACUGGAUGAACUGCUGACCAGACUGACUUACGAUGGGGACCCAAUCCCACUGCAAAGACCUCAGCUGCUGGAAAAAGUCAACUUUCUGCUGUACAAUCUCUUCCGGAAUUCAUUCGUGGUUGAAAGGCAGCCCUGCAUGCCAACACAUCCCCAGAGGCCAAUGGUUCUUAAAACAUUAAUACAGUUCACGGUUAAAUUGAGGUUGCUGAUUAAAUUGCCAGAGCUGAACUACCAGAUCAGAGUGAAGGCAACUAUUGACAAGAAUGUUUCAACAGUAAGUAACCGUAGAUUCAUUCUGUGUGGAACACACACGAAAGCAAUGAACAUGGAUGAAUCCGCAAAUGGAAGCCUGUCUGUAGAAUUUCGACAUUUGCAACCCAAAGAAAUGAAAUCAAGUGCUGGCAGCAAAGGAAAUGAGGGCCCUCACAUGGUGACCGAGGAGCUGCAUUCCAUCAGCUUUGAAACGCAGGUCUGCCUGUAUGGAUUGACUAUAAACUUGGAAACCAGCUCCUUGCCUGUGGUGAUGAUUUCCAAUGUCAGCCAGCUACCCAAUGCGUGGGCUUCUAUUAUUUGGUACAAUCUGUCAACCAACGAUCCUCAGAAUUUGUCUUUCUUCAAUAAUCCUCCUGCUGCCACUUUAAGUCAGCUCUUAGAAGUACUGAGCUGGCAAUUUUCCUCGUAUGUCGGUCGUGGACUCAAUUCUGAGCAGCUCAACAUGCUGGCAGAGAAACUUACGGGACAACAAGUUAGUUACAAUGAUUAUCAACUAUCCUGGGCAAAGUUCUGCAAGGAACAUUUGCCUGGAAAGUCUUUUACCUUUUGGGUUUGGCUUGAAGCUAUCCUGGACUUAAUUAAAAAGCACAUUCUUCCUCUUUGGAUUGAUGGGUACAUAAUGGGAUUUGUAAGCAAAGAAAAGGAGCGAAUUUUGCUCAAAGACAAGACACCAGGAACAUUUUUGUUAAGAUUUAGUGAAAGCAAUCUAGGUGGAAUUACCUUUACUUGGGUGGAUCAGUUAGAAAAUGGAGACGUUACAUUUCAUUCAGUGGAACCCUAUAACAAAGGUCGCUUAUCUGCACUGCCUUUUGCUGACAUACUGCGUGAUUACAAAGUUAUUAUGGCAGACAAUGUUCCUGAAAAUCCUCUGAAGUAUCUGUAUCCAGACAUUCCCAAAGAUAAGGCGUUUGGCAAACACUACAGCUGUCAGCCAAAUGAAGUCUCAAAGCCCUCAGAUGGAGGCGGCAAAGGUUACGUUCCUUCUGUAUUUAUCCCAGUCUCUAAAAUCUUAAAUGAUUCUACAGAUCCACAUUCUCCAUCAGAUCUUCUUCCAAUGUCUCCAAGUGUUUAUGCUGUGCUGAGAGAACAUCUGAGUCCCACUGUGAUCGAAACUGCUCUGGGUUCUCCUUACUCAACUGACUGAAGUUCACAAACCAGAAAAAUCAGUAAUCAUGUGUGGGUUAAAGAUGCAGUAAUUUUUAUAGUUUUCCCCCUCCAUCAUGUAAAUCAGCAUUUCCCAGAAACCAUUAGAAUGUUAUUCUUGGGACCCUGUUACCAACAUCAUGUAAGCCGGGAAUCUUCUCCCUAGGGAUUACGAAUAGCCUCCUGCAAGUCAGAAUUCCUCUCCUCACUGAUAAAAGGCCAAAUCCUUUCUGGCUUGCAGGUCAUUUGACUUCAGCAGGGUCCAGCAGAAUAAUUCUGCAAGUAAAAUUUAUCGUCCAUAGAAU
This is a messenger RNA of Pezoporus occidentalis (night parrot), 2705 nucleotides long. RefSeq names its product signal transducer and activator of transcription 4 (gene STAT4). The coding region runs from base 152 to 2401 and encodes 749 amino acids. Gene Ontology annotation, biological process: cell surface receptor signaling pathway via JAK-STAT; regulation of cell population proliferation; response to peptide hormone. The transcript has 24 exons. The record is from RefSeq and is a predicted model, not a curated record. NCBI's taxonomy places the organism in Eukaryota, Metazoa, Chordata, Aves, Psittaciformes, Psittacidae. Gene Ontology annotation, molecular function: DNA-binding transcription factor activity, RNA polymerase II-specific; RNA polymerase II cis-regulatory region sequence-specific DNA binding.